This is a messenger RNA of Microthlaspi erraticum, 1377 nucleotides long. Lineage: Eukaryota; Viridiplantae; Streptophyta; Magnoliopsida; Brassicales; Brassicaceae. The record is from the annotation of a GenBank genome assembly.
AUGACGGUUGUAGAUGUUACUCCGACUCCAACGAGGAGCAGCUCUUCUUCCGACGAUGUUGCAGCACCGUUAUUGCCGACAAGUCAAGGAGACAAAGAUGCUUACGAUGAAUUCAACGGAGCUUCGUUCAGCGGCGCGGUUUUCAAUCUCGCCACGACUAUAAUCGGAGCUGGGAUCAUGGCUUUGCCCGCAACGAUGAAGAUUCUUGGACUUGUGCUCGGAAUCACGAUGAUCGUUGUCAUGGCUUUUUUGACUGACGCGUCGAUUGAGUUCUUGCUUAGGUUUAGUAAGAUUAAGAGAAGCCGAUCAUACGGUGGCUUGAUGGGUGACUCUUUUGGCUAUCCUGGGAAGAUUUUGCUUCAAGUCGCGAUUCUAGUUAAUAACAUCGGCGUUUUGAUCGUCUACAUGAUCAUUAUUGGUGAUGUUUUGGCUGGAAAGUCAGAAGAUGGAAUCCACCAUUAUGGUGUUCUUGAAGGAUGGUUUGGUCACCAUUGGUGGAAUGCAAGAUUUGCUGUUCUUCUCAUAACGACUCUUUGUGUGUUUGCUCCAUUGGCUUGCUUCAAGCGAAUUGAUUCUUUGAGAUAUACAUCUGCUUUAUCAGUGGCUCUGGCGGUCAUCUUUCUCGUCAUCACUGCAGGAAUUUCCAUCAUGAAGUUGAUCAGUGGCGGCGUGGCGAUGCCAAGAUUGCUACCGGAUUUUAGUGACUUGACCUCCUUCGGGAAUCUCUUCACAGUUGUCCCCGUUCUUGUCACCGCAUUCAUUUGCCAUUACAAUGUUCACAGCAUACAGAACGAGCUUGACGACCCUGAGCAGAUAAGGCCUGUUGUUCGAUCAGCCCUUAUGCUCUGCUCAUCUGUUUACAUAAUGACGAGCAUCUUCGGGUUCCUCUUGUUCGGCGACGAUACUCUUGAUGAUGUUCUUGCGAACUUUGACACCGAUCUCGGAAUCCCUUUUGGCUCUUUCCUUAAUGAUGCGGUUCGCGUUAGCUAUGCGCUUCAUCUGAUGCUUGUGUUCCCGAUUGUUUUCUACCCUCUGAGGAUUAACAUUGACGGGCUCUUGUUCCCUUCUGCUCCAUCGUUAAGCACCUCAAAUGUAAGGUUCGGUUGCCUCACUGCUGGUCUCAUCUCUGUGAUCUUCUUGGGUGCAAACUUCAUCCCAAGCAUUUGGGAUGCUUUCCAAUUCACUGGAGCAACUGCUGCUGUUUGUCUCGGCUUCAUAUUCCCAGCUUCUAUCAUACUAAAGGAUCGUCAUAGCAGAGCAACAGGCAGGGACACGACCUUGGCUAUUUUCAUGAUCGUUCUUGCUGUAUUGUCGAAUGCAAUCGCCAUUUACAGCGAUGCUUAUGCGUUGUUCAAGAAGAACGCGCCUCGUCAGUGA